Molecule: messenger RNA, 153 nt
Organism: Cryphonectria parasitica EP155
Lineage: Eukaryota; Fungi; Ascomycota; Sordariomycetes; Diaporthales; Cryphonectriaceae
Exons: 1
Source: RefSeq, a predicted model, not a curated record
CUCCACAAACCCUUUGAAGUUAAGAUCAAUACAUCAGAAUAUGCAUUCGGAAAACAACUUGAUCAGCAAAACAACCAAGAACGUUUAAGGAUUAUAAGCAAUUUCUCAAAGAAGUUGAAUAGCUCGGAAAUCAACUACGGAAUCCCUGAUUAA